Messenger RNA from Microdochium trichocladiopsis, 1993 nucleotides. RefSeq lists its product as uncharacterized. The record is from RefSeq and is a predicted model, not a curated record. The transcript has 3 exons. Bases 39 to 1898 code for a protein of 619 amino acids. Lineage: Eukaryota; Fungi; Ascomycota; Sordariomycetes; Xylariales; Microdochiaceae.
CUCACACAUUCCUCACCGAUCCGCCGACUUCUCGUUCAAUGUCUGGCUUUGAAGUCGCCGGGGUGGUCCUUGGGGCCUUUCCACUGGCGAUUGCGGCCAUCGAUGCAUACAAGCGCAUAUCGCUCAAGGUGGCGGCAUGGAGGGAGCUACGCACCAUCUGGCUGCGGUGCUCCGAGGAUCUGAAGAACGAACAGCUCGCUUUCAAGCGCCACCUGAAGCUGCUCGUCUUGCCCCUGGUUGUGGAUCCAAAGUCUGCAACGGAGUUGUUGAACGACCCGACAGGGAGACGAUGGAGCGACGCGGAUGUAGCCGAUCUGCUGGAGAGCAAGCUUGGAGAGGCCCAUGAUCUCUAUCUCAGCUACGUGCGUCGCAUGCACGAGACGCUCGAGGAGCUCCGUAACGAUAUGCAGAUCGACUCGGAUCUCAUCCAAGACAAAAUGACUACGCAGCCUGCAGCCCGGAGUCGCGUCAAGCUGCCUAUGAACAAAGACGAGAAAAGACUCCAGAUGUUCAAGAUGAAGUUUCUCCAGGGCGAGAGCAACCGCAAGCGGCUUUUGAAGCAGCUCAGAGACUGCAAUGAGAAGUUAUGGAAACUGCUAGACUCGAGUGAGAAGGACGCACGCCUGACAACAACUAUGGAAGCGGCGCGAGUCGUCGCAGCCGCAGACGCAUCCCUCUGCAAGUUCUGGAAGACCGCCACGGCCUUCUUCCGAGCCCUUGCCGCGGCCUAUAGCUGCCAAUGCAAGAGAUCACACGCCGCGAGGCUCCUCUUGCAGCACCGUGCAUCCUGCAAGACGGAUGCAAAGUUCCAGAUGGUCUUCCCGCUCGAGUCGACGCAGGAGACACCGGAUCCCUGGGCGGCUUGUACGACGACGAUCGAGGAGACCACUAACAAGCCUCUAGUCGCGGAGAGCCGCGUGCUGGUCGAGACCAGGAAAGUCUGGCAGGCGGGCGGCAACGUCCAGACCCUGUCGGCUCUUAAGGCCAGCAUUUCCAAACCGCACCACCACCACCACCAUCACCAGCAUCCACGGACGACCGGGGCGACGACGAUGACAACGAUAACGACCGUUCAUAGAUCCAAAGUCCAGUUCACGCCGACCAUCUCCCUCACGGUGCCACAGGACGGCCUCACAGCAGGGAGGCAGGGAGUCCGCCCAAUAACCCACCUCUGCGAGUCCCUUGCCUCCGCAGCAGCUGCCGACCCGGACUGCCGCGAGUACCUGCACCACCCAGAAGAAGACCGGAGGUACUGCAUCUCUUCCAUCGCCAGGCACACCGAGAUGCCACACACGAUUACACUGGGACAAGUCCUGUCUGGCGACGCGGGGACACCCCUUCCGAGCCGGAGGGAGACCUUUGCCAUCGCGUUCGUCCUGGCCUCGUCGCUUCUCCAGCUGCAAGACUCGCCCUGGCUAGCUGCCAACGGGCCUCGCUGCUUCGACAAGUCGUCCAUCGUGUUUGCAGAAGACCCUGCAAAGCCAUACCGUCCACUCUUCGACCAGCCUUACAUCCCCCGAGACUUUGGCCCCUUACCUCCGUCUGAAGCCCAAUCUGGAGGAGACAGCUCCACCGCCUCAGCAGCCCUUGCCCGUCUCGGCAUCACCCUGCUAGAGCUGUGCUUCCGGUCCCCCCUCGAGCGCCAGCACGACCGCGAGAUUCUCGGCCCCGGCGCCAACGCCCAGCAGCGCGACGCCCUCGACUUCAUGGCCGCCGCCGAGUGGCUCAAGGGCGUCGCGGACGAGGCCGGGCCCGAGUACGCCGCCGUCGUGAAAUGGUGCCUGCUAGACAACCGCAUCGCGCCGGCGGACCGGUGGCGCGAGGAGAUGCUCAGGCAGGUCGUCCGGCCGUUGCAGCGGUGUCUCGAGUGCUUCAGCGCGGGUGGUGUAACGGCUUGAGGGUUUGGAGUGGCGAAAUAAGCGCAAAAUGUACUCAAGACACUUCGGGUGAGGCCGCUGGGCGAUAGACUAAUUAGACCAGACUCGAUAGUUGU